This is a messenger RNA of Trichobilharzia regenti, 1303 nucleotides long. Lineage: Eukaryota; Metazoa; Platyhelminthes; Trematoda; Strigeidida; Schistosomatidae. The record is from the annotation of a GenBank genome assembly.
AUGAUUUUUAAGACAGAUUACGAAACAGGUGACAACCGUAUCAGUAAUAUUAAUAAUCACACUUGUACAAAUCCUAUGAAAAAGGGGUGUUUGAUUAAAAGAAAUGAAUGCAAACAGAAUGCGACUCAAGAGAGAAGCGGAGGAGAAUAUGAAGAAAACUCACUGAUUAUUAAAUCAUUAAAUCAGCCGCAUGAUUUUGAAUAUAAUAAUCAAUACCAUGAAGGUUAUCAUCAUCGGGAUGAUCUGAACAAUUCUGGAAAAGAAGAUGUUAGAACUGAACAACAGUGUAAUACUGGGGAGAAUUUAUAUACUUCUUCAACUACUACCACUACUACUGCAACUACAGGAUGGAUUAAUAAUCAUGGUGAUGCUGAUCGAGUCCUGUUACAUGAAGAGAAUGACAUAAUCCGACAAAAACAUCCACUAAAUAGUAUGAAAUCUUUGAUUAUAGAAAAUGUAAUUUAUCCUGAUGAAGAUAAAUCAUAUCGGUGUGCAAAUUUCUUAUCAAAAUCAAAUGGAUUAGAGUCAUCCUUGUUAUAUGAUCAUCUUUUGCCUAUAACAAAUGAUGAAAUCAAAUCAAGCGAAACUGGCCAUCCGCAUAACAACUAUGAAUUGCCUUCAUUAUGUUAUACAAAUCUAUCAAAUGAUAUAACAGGAUUAAAUAUCUCCAGUUUAUAUAACUAUGCAGAACAAAUUUGGUCACCAUCAUUAUUCUCAUCAAUAACAUCAUCUUUUACGUCAACAACAGGACUGGGAUUAGGAACAAAUCAUCCACCGACAUUUCAUGCAUUCAAUCAACAUUUAACACCGAAUUUAUCUUGUACUGGAUGUUAUGAAAGUAUUCAGGAUAAAUUAUUCUUGAGCAUGGAUAAUAAAUACUGGCAUCUAAAUUGUUUAAGAUGCUUUAAAUGCGGUAUUACACUACAAUGGGAGAAAACAUGUUUUGUGAAAAAUGAUUCAGUUUUUUGUCGAGAACAUUAUAAAAUGCUGUCUUCAUGCUUUCGAUGUGGUGAAAAACUGCAGAAAAAUGAUUUAAUUUUCCAAGUUGAUGCAGAUACAUUAUAUCAUGAAUCAUGCUUUAACUGCUACAUAUGUGGACGCCUGUUAAAAUGUGGUGAUACUUAUAUAAUGGAUGGUAAAACUAUUCAGUGUUCACUACACGACAAUGUGACUGCAAAUAAACAGUCAUAUAUUAUGACCAAAAUCUUAGCAUCUUCUCUAUCUGAUCUGUUCACUGCAGCAAAUUAUGCACAUUCUUAUUCAUCUAACUCUCAAGCACAGACUACAUCAAGCACAAACAUAA